AACUUACAUGGCCUGAAUAUGAAAUAGUGAUAUGCUUUGCUCUUACACUGUACAGACUCAUUUAAUAGAGUUGAAGGUGUCUGUCGGGUAGUAGAGUCGAGUCUUGGGUGGUUGUGUAGCUCUCAACUAGUAGCUUCUAUAAUCUUCAUGCUUCUGUGAAGCACUCACUCUCUGUAAUGUCUGGAUGGGUGUGAUUGCCGUAGUAUGAAUUGUAGAUUCAGAGUGGUUGCUUCACAGAACUUUUCCCCCAUCGGCCAUCCUAUCACCUCAUCAUGCACAAGAGCUAAUGGCCGUCCGCUCGCAUGGCUUUAGAUGCCCGUGCCAAAUGCAGUAACUUGGCACAGCUUCUUAGCAAGCUUGAGGCAUUUUUAGCUGUUGGCUGGUUUCAUCCAAACCUCUGCAGAAUCAUUUCAGGCGUGAAAGACAGUGGCUUUGUGUCCAAAAGAGCUUAAUGCAUGGCCUUGUCAGCGUAAUGUUAAUGUGCUGUAUUUGGUUUGCCAUUUAGGUACGUCUCCCACCCCCUUUGCCAAGCGCUUCACACGGUCAUCGUUUCUUUCAGUCGUGCUUUUUGCCUCCUGUCUCUUUCUCUCCAUAGUGCUCCAUUAUGACAGUUCAUUGUUUUCUGUGAUGACCACGUGUGCCCUUUGUGGUCUCUAACACCCCGCGUGGGCCUCUUUCCCUCUCCCACAGAACUCCUCAGGGAUCACCGUUCCUAAGCCGCCCAAACCGCCCGACAAGCCGCUGAUGCCCUACAUGCGGUAUAGCCGGAAGGUAAGCAGGAAGGUUUGGGACCAAGUUAAAGCCUCUAAUCCUGACCUGAAGCUAUGGGAGAUUGGGAAGAUCAUCGGUGGCAUGUGGAGGGACCUCACUGAUGAGGAAAAACAGGACUAUUUAAACGAAUACGAAGCCGAGAAGAUCGAGUAUAAUGACUCUCUGAAGGCCUACCACAACUCUCCAGCCUACCUGGCGUACAUCAACGCUAAGAACCGUGCAGAAGCUGCUCUAGAAGAAGAAAGCAGGCAGAGACAGUCGCGCCUAGACAAGGGCGAGCCCUAUAUGAGCAUCCAACCUGCUGAGGACCCUGAUGACUAUGAUGACGGGUUCUCCAUGAAGCAUAUAGCGGCAGCUCGUUUCCAGAGGAACCACCGGCUCAUCAGUGACAUCCUGAGCGAGGUUGUGGUGCCUGACGUUCGCUCAGUGGUGACAACUGCUCGCAUGCAGGUCCUCAAACGCCAAGUCCAGUCCCUCAUGGUGCACCAGAGGAAACUUGAAGCAGAGCUGCUUCAAAUCGAGGACCGACACCAGGAGAAAAAGAGGAGGUUCCUGGAGAGCACAGACUCCUUCAAUAACGAGCUCAAACGGCUGUGCGGUCUGAAAGUGGAGGUGGACAUGGAGAAGCUGGCAGCUGAAAUGGCUGCUGCAGAGGAGGCAGCACGCCGGAGGGCGGAGGAGAGAGAGCGGGAAGCAGCAGAGCAGGUGGAAAGAGCUGCUCAAGAAGAGCAACAGCCUGCCGCCAGCGCCCAGGCCAAUGCCAACCCAGAACAAACCUCUGCCAGCGAGGCCAAGGAUGGAGAAGACAAGCCCACCCCUAUGGAGACUGAGUCUCUGGCUGAAACAUCUGAAGGAUCUCAGGAGGCUGAGCAAGGCCCCCCGGCUGCAGUAGGAGACAAACCGGCCCAACCUGAGCCUGCAGAGGGUGCAACAGACGAGGGCACCAGUGACAGCACUGCUCCGUCUGAGAGCAGCUCUGGACCCCCAGCAGAACCCCAGGCCUCAGACACCCCUGAAGAGCGGCUGCCCACCCAGCCGCAAUAACCCCACCCAUGUCCUUCAUGCUCAUUUACAGAGUCUCACUUUGCUCUUGUGUAAAGUCAGUUCUCCUCUAGGAUUUGUAAUCCUAUGACCUGCCAGUCAGUGUGUGAGAACAGUGAAAAAUUGCCCCCAGCCAAUGUUCUUCAGUGAAAUGUUUUGGGAGGACAGCAGAAUCUUAAUUGGCGCUCCACACACAUUCAUUCAGGCACACCUGUUUGUUCGAUCUAACCCUGAUAUUACAAGCCCAUUUGAGUACUCUCAAGCUUUAUGGCCAUUAAAAAGUGGGCAAAUGCUGAAUAAAAUAUAACGCUUGCAUCCUGCAGUCACCAGUUGUUUGCAAAAAGCAGAAGUGCAAGUUUUUUUUGCUGUUGCUUACCAUGUUUUAUCUACCUGUGGCAAGAUUAUAUUAUGGUAUAUCUUUGUUUCAUCCUUUCACAGUUUAUUUGAGUAGUCUGUGAGUUGUAGUCCCC
Messenger RNA from Sinocyclocheilus anshuiensis, 2282 nucleotides. It is a transcript of the gene smarce1, whose product is annotated as SWI/SNF related BAF chromatin remodeling complex subunit E1. Gene Ontology annotation, molecular function: nuclear receptor binding; nucleosomal DNA binding. The transcript has 7 exons. Lineage: Eukaryota; Metazoa; Chordata; Actinopteri; Cypriniformes; Cyprinidae. Gene Ontology annotation, cellular component: SWI/SNF complex. Bases 745 to 1815 code for a protein of 356 amino acids. The record is from RefSeq and is a predicted model, not a curated record. Gene Ontology annotation, biological process: negative regulation of DNA-templated transcription.